GUGCUGCAUCAGAGAAUCAGUACCACCAACUUUCAAAGUUACCCCUUUUGAAUACACACUUUUCAUUUCUCCAUAAAUAAUGCGACCAUUGGCUUGUGUUAGACACUCUGAACCCACAAGUGCAUACACGAAAAUACUUGCACUUCGCUGGGGGUUAACUCUUUUUAGCCAACUUAAAGAGAGAAGAUGGUGAAAUUCACUAAGCAGUUUGAGGGCCAACUAAUUCCAGAAUGGAAAGAAGCUUUCGUUGAUUAUUGGCAACUGAAGAAAUAUGUUAAGAAAAUCCAUCGCGACUCCACUUCUCCUACAUCAAAACCGAUACAAAAGACCUCCUUAACCAAUAGCCUCUGUACCUCCAUACAGAAACUUUCAUUAUUUGGAAAUCUACGUCGAGAUAGAGAAUUCAUACAUGUUCACAGUAAAGUUGCAUGGACAUCUAAUAAGGGAGUUCUAUACCAAACAGAAUUGUUAGAGCAGUCUGAUCAUAAUGAAGCUGCUAGUGCAUUUUUCGCCCUUUUGGAUCUUCAGCUUAACAAAGUGAAUGAAUUUUACUUAGCGAAAGAAAAAGCAUUCCUUGACAGAGGGGAAUGCCUUGAGAAACAAUUACAUAUCCUUGUAGAGCUCAAAACCGCGCUAAAAGAUAAGCAGAAAAGUAAAGCUAAUUCAUCCCACCAUGGCUCCAAGGAUGAAGUCACUAUCUCUGGCAUUAUAUCUUGUGAUGAAGAAUCCAAUAGGGGCGUGACAGAUCAAACUUUGCCGGAUGAGGAAAUUAUAACAGAAGAUAUGGAAAAAAAUGACAUGCAAUCUAUUGUCUCACCAAGAUCAGAAGAAACGGAGGAAAAGAUAUCCAAAAUGGAGGGGCAGAGUCUUUCAGGUUCUAUUAGCAACUGCCAUGGAAAUAACUUGAAAAUUCGCAUUCCUCUAACCAACCCGACACGUGCAUUUUCUUAUCUACUUUGGGAAGAUUUGAUCAACCAGUCAUCCAAAAAACACAAUUGUCAUGGGAAAAAGCUUCACAUCAAUAAAACAAAGCUCCAUCAUGCGGAAAAAAUGAUCCGUGGAGCUCUCGUUGAGCUUUACAAAGGAUUAGGAUAUCUCAAAACUUACAGGAACUUGAACAUGCUUGCCUUUAUAAAGAUUUUGAAGAAAUUCGACAAAGUUACAAACAAACAAGUUCUUCCCAUUUACCUUAAAGUGGUCGAGAGCUCGUACUUCAACUGUUCGAACAAGAUUAUGAAAUUAGCAGAUGAAGUUGAGGAGAUUUUCGUGAAACAAUUUGCAGAAGAUGACCGAAGAAAGGCAAUGAAAUACUUGAAACCGACUCAGCGCAAAGAGUCUCAUAGUGUCACCUUUUUCAUUGGUCUAUUUACCGGAUGCUUCAUUGCGCUCCUUAUUGGGUAUGCCAUCAUAGCUCAUACCACCGGAACAUAUGGACCACAAAGUAAUACUGUCUACAUGGAAACCGUAUACCCUCUUCUUAGCAUGUUCAGCCUGUUAUUUUUGCACCUUUUCCUCUAUGGAUGUAACAUCUACAUGUGGAGGAAAAACCGUAUAAAUUAUAGCUUUAUCUUUGAGUUGUCGCCAAGAAAAGAACUCAAGUAUAGAGAUGUCUUCUUGAUUAGUACCUUGUCAAUGACAGUUGUAGUGGGGGUCCUUUUUGUUCACAUGUCACUGAUGGACAAAGGCUAUUCUUAUUCUCAAGUUGACUUAAUACCUGGUCUUCUGUUAUUGGCUUUUUUAGUGUUGCUUAUGUGUCCCAUCAACGUCGUUUACAAGUCAAGCCGCUACCGUCUACUUAGCGUACUUAGAAACAUAAUUUUAUCUCCUCUUUACAAGGUUGUCAUGCUGGAUUUCUUCAUGGCUGAUCAACUUUGUAGCCAGGUACCAAUGCUUAGGAACCUUGAAUAUGUAGGGUGCUACUACAUAACUGGGAGUUACAAAACUCAAGACUAUGGAUAUUGUGUUGGCACUAAAAAAUUCAGAGAUCUUGCCUAUGUAGUUUCCUUUCUCCCUUAUUACUGGCGAGCUAUGCAGUGUGCUCGGAGGUGGCUUGAUGAAGGUGACACAGGCCAUUUGAUUAACUUGGGGAAAUAUGCAUCUGCAAUGUUAGCAGCGGGGGCAAAAUUGGGAUAUGAACAAGAAAAGAGUGUGGGAUGGCUAUGUGUGGUGGUGAUAAUGUCAAGCAUCGCAACAGUGUACCAAUUGUAUUGGGACUUUGUAAAGGAUUGGGGUUUGCUACAGAUGAACUCUAAGAACCCAUGGUUAAGAAAUGAAUUGAUUCUGCGCCAGAAGUUCAUUUACUUCUUCUCCAUGGGGUUGAAUCUUGUUCUGAGACUAGCUUGGAUACAAACUGUCCUACAUUACAAUUUUGGAGGUGUCGAUUACAGAUUGACAGGGCUAUUUUUUGCGGCCCUUGAAGUCAUUAGAAGAGGCCACUGGAAUUUCUACAGGUUGGAGAAUGAGCAUCUGAAUAAUGCGGGCAAGUUUAGAGCAGUAAAGACGGUACCUCUUCCAUUCCAAGAAGUGCACGAGCAGGAUUGAUGAUCAAAUAUUCAUAUGCAAAUUCUCACCAAGAGUUGAUAGUAGAAUAGGAUUCGUCAACCGAGCAACUAAUGGUUCACAAGGGAACCUCCUAGCUUCACAAGUUGAGGCAUUAGGAUCUUAAUUUGUUCUUCUUUAGCUUUCUUGGGACAGGUUGUGCAUAGAGUUCAUAUAUGUACACAAAUCUAAGAUACCCUAUAUUUGGCUUCUUCACUGAUAGAUUUUUUAGCGUUGUACCAAUGAAUGCUCCGGUGUGUACCAUGAAAUUUAGUUGCAUUAUUGAAGUUUUUCUCUGUUUUCUUUCAAUGACAA
Helianthus annuus (common sunflower) is the source of this 2853-nucleotide messenger RNA. Its product is annotated as phosphate transporter PHO1 homolog 1. The record is from RefSeq and is a predicted model, not a curated record. Gene Ontology annotation, molecular function: inositol hexakisphosphate binding. Gene Ontology annotation, biological process: phosphate ion transport; cellular response to phosphate starvation. The coding region runs from base 187 to 2541 and encodes 784 amino acids. Gene Ontology annotation, cellular component: Golgi apparatus; cytoplasm; trans-Golgi network. NCBI's taxonomy places the organism in Eukaryota, Viridiplantae, Streptophyta, Magnoliopsida, Asterales, Asteraceae. The transcript has 13 exons.